UCUCUCGCUUCCGGCUCUCUGCCCAUUCCGGGCACUCUCCCUCAACCCACCCUCCCUCAGAGACAUCUGGCAGCACCAAGAGGUGAGUCCCUCUCCCUGUGGCUCCUCUCUCCACCAAUAAUUAUUCCCCAGAAGCCCAGUUCCCCUGUUUAGGGUGCCCCUGAAAUCGGCUAAGUUCAUUCCUAGUGACACGACAGGACCUGGCUUCUCUUGGGCUCUCCCUUGGGGACCCCCUUCGCCCGCUCUUUGCCACGACCUCCACCCUACCCAAACCCCAACUUCUCUUUCCCUUGGCUAGGAAUUGCCACCAACCCUCCACUGCUGGGUAGGCUCUCCACUUAGGGGAGCAGACCCUUCUCUUUCCAGGGGAUUGGGAGGUGGGGAAUGAAAGCAGAAAUCUAACUUCUUGUCUUAAGAAAAACACAUACUGUGGAGCCUAACUCUGUUUUGAAUUCUCUCUACCCCUUCUCUUCCCAGAGUCUCAGAAAUCAAGUGGCCCUUUCUGUCCUGGGACCUGCACGCUUUUGUUCUAUCUUCUCCUGUUACUCUGUGAUCACGCUCUUCAUUUUAAGAGGUGAUACCUCGGGAAGCAAGCAGGGGACUGAGAGGUAGCAGUCUCUCUUCUAAUCCAGGCUCCAGUGCUAACUGGCUGCUACCUCCCUCUAUGGGCCUCUGUCUCCAGAUGGCUGCAAAUACCCUGAGCAGAGCUGAAACCAGUUUGUGACUGCAGGAGCUCCCCUCCCCAGGCCCACGCUAGCACAGGAGCUGAGGAAGCCACUAGGCCCCAUGGACCUGCCGCCGCAGCUCUCCUUUGCCCUCUAUGUGGCCGCCUUUACGCUGGGCUUCCCGCUCAACGCCCUGGCCAUCGGGGGCGCCGUGGCCCACGCCCGGCUCCGCCUCACCCCCAGCCUUGUCUAUGCCCUCCACCUGGGCUGCUCCGACCUCCUGCUGGCAGCCUCCCUGCCCCUGAAGGCGGUGGAGGCCCUGGCUGCGGGAGCCUGGCCCCUGCCGGCCCCGCUCUGUCCCGCCUUUGCCCUGGUCCACUUUGCUCCGCUCUAUGCUGGUGGUGGCUUCCUGGCCGCCCUGAGUGUUGGCCGCUACUUAGGGGCUGCCUUCCCCUUGGGCUACCAAGCUGCCCGGAGGCCCUGCUAUUCCUGGGGUGUGUGUGUGGCCAUAUGGGCCCUUGUCCUCUGUCACCUGGGGCUGGUCUUUGGGCUGGAGGCUCCGGGAGGCUGGAUGGACAAUACCACCAGCUCCCUCGGCAUCAACACGCCGGUGAACGGCUCUCCCGUCUGCCUGGAGGCCUGGGACCCAGCCUCAGCGGGCCCUGCUCGCCUCAGCCUCUCUCUCCUGCUCUUCUUUCUGCCCCUGAUCAUCACAGCUUUCUGCUAUGCGGGUUGCCUCCGGGCAUUGGCCAGCUCAGGCCUGAGCCACAGACGAAAGCUAAGAGCAGCCUGGGUGGCUGGCGGGGCUCUGCUCACACUGCUGUUCUGCUUGGGACCCUACAAUGCCUCCAAUGUGGCUGGCUUCCUGUACCCAGACAUGGGAGGUCGCUGGCGGAAGCUGGGGCUGCUCACAGGUGCUUGGAGCGUGGUGCUCAACCCAUUGGUGACUGGCUACUUGGGAGUGGGGCCGGGCCGAGGGACAUCCUGUGUGGCAAGAACAAAAGGGGGCACAUCCCAGAAGUAGUGGCCACUCCUGGGGGGAAGG
This is a messenger RNA of Hipposideros armiger (great roundleaf bat), 1710 nucleotides long. RefSeq names its product free fatty acid receptor 1 (gene FFAR1). NCBI's taxonomy places the organism in Eukaryota, Metazoa, Chordata, Mammalia, Chiroptera, Hipposideridae. The coding region runs from base 787 to 1689 and encodes 300 amino acids. Gene Ontology annotation, biological process: positive regulation of cytosolic calcium ion concentration; positive regulation of insulin secretion; response to fatty acid. Gene Ontology annotation, molecular function: bioactive lipid receptor activity. Gene Ontology annotation, cellular component: plasma membrane. The transcript has a single exon. The record is from RefSeq and is a predicted model, not a curated record.